AUGGAGGCUGGAAGGGAACGCUUUCUUACACAAAGGCAAGUCCUGCUUCUCUUUAUUUGUCUGGGUGGGUCUUUGGCUGGGUCGGAAUUGAGACGCUAUUCUGUGACGGAGGAAAGCGAGAGGGGCUUUUUAAUCGCCAAUGUAGCCAAGGAUGUGGGGCUGAGGGUGGAAGAAUUGGCCACAAGGGUGGCCCAAGUUGCGUCCAGAGGGAACAAACAGCAUUUCCAGCUCAAUUACCAGACCGGUGAUUUGCUCCUGAAUGAGAAACUGGACCGAGAGGAGCUGUGCGGUUCCACGGAGCCAUGUGUCCUGCCGUUUCAGGUGCUACUGCAAAAUCCUUUCCAGAUCAUCACAACUGAGCUCCAAGUCAUAGAUAUUAAUGAUCAUUCGCCGGUGUUCUUUGAGGAUGAAAUGCAGGUGCAAAUCCCAGAAAGCUCUCCAAGGGGAGCAGUGAUUCCUUUGGGAAAUGCUGAGGACUUGGAUGUGGGAAGAAAUAGUCUCCAGAACUACACCCUGACUCCCAAUUCCCACUUCCACGUGGUCACACGGAGUCGCAGGGACGGAAGGAAGUAUCCGGAGCUGGUGCUGGACGAAGCGCUAGACCGGGAGGAGCAGCCGGAGCUCACUUUGGUCCUCACGGCGCUGGAUGGCGGCUCCCCUCCACGGUCCGGGACCGCCCAGAUCCACAUCUUCGUCCUAGACAUCAAUGACAACGCGCCCACAUUUGCACAGCCGCUCCACGAGGUUCACAUUCCAGAGAGCCGUCCUCCCAGCUCCGUCAUCGCGACUGUCUCCGCUUCCGAUCCAGAUGCAGGCAAUUAUGGGGCGAUUUCAUACGCAUUUUCUCAUGCUUCGGAAGAAAUCCUCAAAACCUUUCAGCUGAAUCCAAUGACCGGUGAUCUGCAACUAGUCAAAUGUUUGGAUUUCGAAACAAUUAGAACUUACGAAAUAGACAUAGAGGCCAAGGAUGGAGGAGGCCUGUCAGGAAAAUGCACAGUCAUAGUUUCCGUGGUGGACGUGAAUGACAACCCACCGGAAUUAACCAUGUCGACGGUGAACAGUCCUAUUGCAGAGAACUCGGCAGAGGCCGUGGUGGCCAUCUUCAGGGUUUCAGAUCCCGACUCGGGAGACAACGGGAAAACGACGUGCUCCAUCCCCAAUGAUCUCCCCUUUGUCCUCAAACCCACGGUGGAGAACUUCUACACCCUGGUGACGGAGCGGCCGCUGGACCGGGAGGAGAGAGAGGAGUACAACAUCACCAUCUCCGUGACGGACGCGGGGAGCCCCCGGCUGCGCACGCAGCACACGCUCGCCGUGCGCGUGGCCGACGAGAACGACAACGCCCCGGAGUUCACGCAGGCCUGCUACACGCUGCGCGUGCGCGAGAACAACAGCCCCGCCCUGGCCCUGGGCAGCGUGCGCGCCACCGACAGGGACGCGGGCAGCAACGCGCAGCUGAGCUACUCGCUGCUGGCCGGGCCGCAGCCCGGGCCCGACGCGGCGGCGCUCGUGUCCAUCGACGCCGACAGCGGGCAGCUGUUCGCCCUGAGGCCGCUGGACUACGAGGCCCUGCCGGCGUUCGAGCUGCGCGUGCGCGCCGCCGACCGAGGCGCGCCCCCGCGCAGCAGCCAGGCGCGGGUGCGCGUGCAGGUGCUGGACGCCAACGACCACGCGCCCCGGGUGCUGUACCCGCCGCAGAACGCGUCUGCGCCCUGCACCGAGCUGCUGCCCAGGGCGGCCGAGCCGGGCUACCUGGUGAGCAAGGUGGUGGCGGUGGACCGCGACUCGGGCCAGAACGCCUGGCUGUCGUUCCGGCUGCUGCAGGCCACGGAGCCCGGGCUGUGGGGCGUGGCGCCGCACAAUGGCGAGGUGCGCACCGCGCGGCCGCUGAGCGAGCGCGACGCGCCCCGCCACCGGCUGCUGCUGCUGGUGCAGGACCAUGGCGAGCCGCCGCGCUCGGCCAGCGUGGCGCUGCACGUGCUGCUGGUCGACGGCUUCUCGCAGGCCCACCUGCCGCCGCCCGCCGCGCCGCCCGAGCGCGCGCAGCCCGACCGCCUGGCCGCCUCGCUGCUCGUCGCGCUGGCCGCCCUGGCCGCCCUGGGCCUCGCGGCGCUGCUGCUCUUCGUGGCCGGCCGGCUGUGCCGGAGGCGCGGGGCGCGCUCGCGGGGCGGCUGCGCGCUGCCCGACGCCCCGUUUCCUGCGCGCCUGCUGGACGCGGGGCCCGCGGGGACGCUGGCGCGCGGCUCCCGGUAUGAAGUGUGCAGGGUGGGAAGCGCAGGGACCCAUGACUUUCAAUUCCUUCAGCCUCGGUCACCGCACCUCCCACCCCAGGGCUCUGGGGAAGAAAUAGCAGACAAUGCUCCCAUCCGAAAUAGCGUUGGACUCCAAUAG
This is a messenger RNA of Perognathus longimembris pacificus (Pacific pocket mouse), 2391 nucleotides long. RefSeq names its product protocadherin beta-3-like. Gene Ontology annotation, biological process: homophilic cell-cell adhesion. The coding region runs from base 1 to 2391 and encodes 796 amino acids. Gene Ontology annotation, molecular function: calcium ion binding. The record is from RefSeq and is a predicted model, not a curated record. The transcript has a single exon. Lineage: Eukaryota; Metazoa; Chordata; Mammalia; Rodentia; Heteromyidae. Gene Ontology annotation, cellular component: plasma membrane.